AUGGUUCGCGUUAAUGUUUUGGCUGAUGCUUUAAAGUCAAUUAACAAUGCCGAACGGAGAAAGAAAAGGCAGGUCAUGAUCCGUCCCUCUUCAAAAGUCAUCGUUCGCUUCCUAAAGGUUAUGCAGCGCAAAGGCUACAUAGGUGAAUUCGAGAUUGUGGACGAUCAUCGUUCUGGCAAAAUUGUCGUGCAGUUAAAUGGACGCCUUAAUAAGUGUGGAGUGAUUAGCCCACGGUUUAAAAUGGGUGUGAGAGAUACGGAGCACUGGACUCGUAACCUCCUUCCGUCUCGUCAGUUUGGUUACAUUGUCCUUACGACAAGCGGUGGCAUGAUGGACCACGAAGAGGCAAGGAAGAAGCACUUGGGCGGUGUUAUCCUCGGGUACUUCUUUUGA
This is a messenger RNA of Echinococcus granulosus, 393 nucleotides long. RefSeq names its product 40S ribosomal protein S15a. The record is from RefSeq and is a predicted model, not a curated record. Gene Ontology annotation, molecular function: structural constituent of ribosome. NCBI's taxonomy places the organism in Eukaryota, Metazoa, Platyhelminthes, Cestoda, Cyclophyllidea, Taeniidae. The transcript has 2 exons. Gene Ontology annotation, biological process: translation. Bases 1 to 393 code for a protein of 130 amino acids. Gene Ontology annotation, cellular component: cytosolic small ribosomal subunit; ribosome.